ACAGAAAAAAUCGUUUCCUCCAAACUCUGUGAAACAGAAGAAAAAAAUCAGAGAAGAAAGGGAAAUAUUCAACCAUGAAAUUUCUUCUUUCUCCUUCCUUCUUCUUGUUCAUUUCCUAAAUUCAUUUCUUCCAGAUUCAUUGCUGUCUUUUUCUCCUUAAGGUUUUCGGAAUACUUUUAAUUUAACAUGUAAAUUAUUUCUCCUCGGAGGCAUUGGAUUUUAUGUGGAUUUAAUAAAAAAGGAGCACUUAAGGAGAAUUUGUGGCUUCCAUAGUUGAACAACAAAAAUGUCGUGCUGUGGAGGUGGAGAAGAAGACGUCUACAGUGGUGGCCAACCAUCCAAUCAAAAUACAGCUCCUCCUAAAGCUGGCAAUCCCUAUGGUGGUGGUACUGGGGGUGCUAGUGAAAGAGGAGAGCCAAGGAGUGCAGCAAGAGGUGGAGCUCCUCAGAAAGUAUUACCAAUUGAGGCUCCAGUGUUUACUUUGGAUGAACUAACUAGAUUAACUGGCAACUUUGGUCAGAAAGCUUUGGUUGGAGAGGGAUCUUAUGGCCGCGUUUUUUGUGCUAAAUUGAGCAAUGGUCAGCAAGCAGCAAUCAAAAAGUUGGAUACUAGUUCUUCACCAGAACCAGAUUCUGACUUUGCAGCCCAGUUAUCGAUGGUUUCAAGACUUAAACAUGAGCAUUUCAUGACUCUCAUGGGCUAUUGUCUCGAAGGAAACAAUCGUAUAUUGGUAUAUGAGUUCGCAACAAAGGGCUCUUUACACGAUGUAUUACAUGGUAGAAAAGGUGUACAAGGUGCUGAGCCAGGUCCUGUUCUUACCUGGAAUCAGAGAGUUAAAAUUGCUUAUGGUGCAGCAAAAGGCCUCGAAUACCUACAUGAAAAAGUUCAGCCGCCUGUAGUUCAUCGUGAUGUCAGAUCCAGCAACGUCUUACUCUUUGACGAUUUUACAGCAAAAAUUGCUGAUUUCAACAUCUCAAACCAAUCUUCAGACACAGCAGCGCGUCUGCAUUCCACUAGAGUUUUGGGAACGUUUGGCUACCAUGCUCCAGAGUAUGCCAUGACAGGACAGAUUACACAGAAAAGUGACGUUUAUAGUUUUGGCGUCGUCCUCUUAGAACUCUUGACAGGAAGGAAGCCAGUAGAUCAUACAAUGCCCAAAGGACAACAGAGUCUUGUCACAUGGGCAACUCCAAGACUGAGUGAAGACAAAGUGAAGCAGUGUGUUGAUCCCAAGCUAAAUAAUGACUAUCCUCCAAAAGCAAUUGCAAAGUUGGCAGCUGUAGCAGCACUUUGUGUUCAAUAUGAGGCCGAUUUUCGGCCAAAUAUGACAAUUGUUGUCAAAGCACUGCAACCACUUCUCAACUCAAAACCUGCAGGACCAGAGUCUCAAGCAUAGUACAUUUCUGGUUUGAAACCAGCACAGGGCAAUUCUUAGGAGUCUCAACAAGUCUGUGAUUCAAGUUAUGGUUGCGAGGACCUUGUUGUUAUGCUUUCUUUUGACAAAAACUUACUCAUAGUCGGUGUUUACGUCAAACUAUAUUUCCAUGGUAAAAAAUGAGGAAAAAGUACAUGUAGAUUAACCAUGGAUAAGUGAUUAAAGUGCAUGUACAAGACAUAUUUCAUGUAUUCAUUGGAUUGGUGUAAACAUAGUGUAGGUAAGUUUUUUCACUUUCUGAUCCAAUAUGUUUUCAUAAUGCUCGAAAGAACUUUUGAAAUUUUGGGGUUGAAUCAAAAUUCUCAUAGCUAGUUUAGUUGUGAGUUGUGACAUGUUAC
Molecule: messenger RNA, 1773 nt
Organism: Nicotiana attenuata
Lineage: Eukaryota; Viridiplantae; Streptophyta; Magnoliopsida; Solanales; Solanaceae
Product: probable protein kinase At2g41970
Exons: 8
Coding region: 287-1396 (369 amino acids)
Biological process (GO): protein phosphorylation
Molecular function (GO): ATP binding; protein tyrosine kinase activity
Source: RefSeq, a predicted model, not a curated record